AAUUUAGCCAAACAUCAGCAUACAACUAGCUAGGAUCCCUGCAUGCCCUCCCGCGUCCAACGUGAGCAACAUCACCGAAGCCGGUCGCUGAUCGGAGGAAAACCCAAAAAAGAAAGAAAAAAACGACGAAAUGGCUUCCUCCCCGUAUCACGCCGCCGUCGGUGUCGCCGUCCUUGCCAUCCUCCUCGCCGCGCCGGCUGCGGAGGCCGGGGCACCUACCGCCGCGCCGUUGGCCAACUACUCCCUCGAGGACGCGUGCAAGAAGACCGGCCCACACUACGGCCUCUGCAUCGUGACGCUCUCCGCCGACCGGUCCGCCAAGUCGUCGGACACGGUGGGGCUCGCCAGGGUGGCCGUCCUGGCGGCGCAGAAGAACGCGUCGGAGACGGCCACCUACCUCUCCAGCAUCUACGACGACGACAGCAUCGAGAAGAAGACGGUGCAGCUGCAGCAGUGCCUCGAGGACUGCUCCGAGAGGUACGAGGCGGCGGUGGAGCAGCUGACGGACGCGACGGUGGCGCUGGACACGGGGGGGUACGAGGAGGCGAUGGCGCUGGUGGCGGCGGGGCAGGCGGAGGUGAAGAUGUGCCAGAGGGGGUUCAAGGCCGUGCCGCAGCACCGGAACAUCCUCACCUUGCGCAACCGCGAGGUCGACCAGCUCUGCAGCAUCGCCUUCACCAUCACCAAGCUGAUCCGCGUGUCACCGAGCGCUGAAGAAUAGCUUUCUCUUCUUCCUUUUAUCCCCUGGAUAUUCUUUUUUAUUUUUUCGACGACAGGGGUAAUCUGGGAUUCCAUGGUUGGAAGAUUAGCAUGUUUGUUGAUGGCUUUGAAUUGGAUUGGUAAUUGCUGUUUGCAUCAGCAGACAACAUCCUAGGCGCUGGCGGUGGUGGAACUGUUGUUGGGUUCAUACGAUCAAUGUAUAGCACAUUCUUGAUCUUAAAAAGAGCAUUGCUUAAUUUA
Molecule: messenger RNA, 960 nt
Organism: Oryza sativa Japonica Group (Japanese rice)
Lineage: Eukaryota; Viridiplantae; Streptophyta; Magnoliopsida; Poales; Poaceae
Product: cell wall / vacuolar inhibitor of fructosidase 2
Molecular function (GO): enzyme inhibitor activity
Source: RefSeq, a predicted model, not a curated record